Messenger RNA from Cladocopium goreaui, 3360 nucleotides. The record is from the annotation of a GenBank genome assembly. Lineage: Eukaryota; Dinophyceae; Suessiales; Symbiodiniaceae.
AUGUCGGUCCUGUCCGAGUCAUCGGAUAGCUCUCCGGAACCGGCCAGCAUCGGCCAGGGGCAGGCCGGGGCUAGUGGGGCGGGCGACCGGCGUGAUGUCGAGCCAAGUCAGGAGACACCGGUGCUAGAGGGGGCCAAGAAUGCGAUGUGGCCUGAUCGUGUCAAAGCCGCCCUAGGUGAAGCUCAGGACUUUGGGAAGUUCAGGGAGAAGAGAACGUUCAAGUUCCUUCACCUCUUCAGCGGUCCGGAUGAUCGCUUAGCGGCCGCGCUCGUUGAGGAGGGCAAGAAGGCGAACCUGGUGGUGUCGGUGGACAGCAUCGACAUCAAGAAAGACCCAUCAGCGGACCUUAGAAAGAACGAGGUCAUGGACCGGUUCGAAGCACAAGUGUCGGGGGGCAACUACGAUGGGUUUCAUGCAGGGUUCCCCUGUGGUAGCUUCAGCAGAGUGAGGUGGGUGCAAAGGGAUGAUAUGCCAGGACCUGUAAGGUCAAGAGAGCAUCCUUAUGGGCUGCCCAGCAACACCCCAGCCCAGCAGGAUGAAGCAGAUCAUGGAACCCUCAUGGCAACCAGAUCGAUGGUGCUGAUGCAGAAGCAGACGCUGUCACAAAGGAGCCGAAGGGUGCCUCAAGCAGCGACGGCGGAAAACCCUCCUGGUGACGAAGACGGCCCAGCCGGCAGUGCUUGGAUGCUUCAGGAAGUUGCUGAAGUGUUGGAACUGACAGGUUCAAGCAUUGCGGACUUCAAUACCUGCUCCUACAUGACAGGCAAGGAGAGGUACUUCAAGCCGGCGAGAUGGGUUGGGAGGUUGGAGAACCUGGACACUCUAGCCAGAGUGUGCAGGUGCCCAGCAUGGGUCAGGCACAUCCCCGUGACGGGCAAGAGCGUGACGGUUCAUGCAGGAGUUUAUCCGGACAGGCUGUGCGAGGAAGUCGCAAAGCUUUACAUCGCAGCUUGGAAGAGAACCCUGGAGUUGGAGUUUUGGAGGUGGAAGCUGACGCAGAAGGCAGAGGAGAUCUCAACUUUAAAAGAAGGGUGGUUGAGAAACGAAGAGAAAAGAAUUUCAGAGAAGCAGGCGUCCAUGGGCAUCCGUAAGAUGGGACACGUGGACGAAGUGAUGCCGGAGAUCAAGAAACCCACAGCGAUGGUUGACAUGGACCCGGAGAAGGAGACGGGCCCCAGUUCGUCGACAGGCAUGUCGAAGAAGCAGAGACGGGAGGCGGAAAACGAGUUCUGUGUAGGCGGGAUGAGAAACCCGCUGGGAGCGGUCAAGAGGCUGUGGAAGGUGAAGAACCUGGGCAAGAAGAUCAGGCUAGCCUGGGAGGAAUUCAUGGCCGAGAGACCAGGAGCUCUGACGCUGGGGGAGAGGUAUGGCUCAACGGAGGCACAGUUUGACCAGGUGAUUGCAAUGGAGUGGCAAGUCAGAUUGUCGACAUUGCUGGGGGUGAAGCAGAGGGACGGCAUCACGCUCAGGGAUAAGCUGAUGUUCAAGAGCCCCCUCAACGUGGACCUUUGGAGAGCCUGGUUCAAGGAGACGGGCGACCCGGACUACCACGUGGCGGAGUGGGCCGAGGAGGGCGUCCCUUUGGGCAUGAACGUGCCCAUCCCUCCGUCGAAUGGGGUAUACCCGACAACGGGUGAGAUCACCCCGGAAUUCAUGGAGGAGGGCCCGGAAAUCGAGAUGCAGUCCCACCUGACAAACUACAAGUCUUUUGUGGAGGCGCCAGAAGAUGCGGAGAUCGAAGUCCAAAGGUAUGUGGAGAAGGGCUUUGCCAUAUUGAUGGACUGGGAAGAAGUGCAAUCUUACUUCGACAAGGGCACGGUGAGCCGCCUGGCGCUGAUCUUGAAGGAGAAGCCAGACGGAAGCAUGAAGCGCCGAGUGGUGGUCGACCUUCUCAGGUCGGGGGGCAACAGCCGCACGACCACACCGGAGAGAAUCGUGCUUCCUCGCAUCGUCGACGUGACGAGAAUGGCAAGAGAUAUGGCCGUCAAGAACGAGGGAGACAAUGAAGACAGGAGCGCCGAGUUCGUCAUGUUUGACUUGCAGGAUGCCUUCUGCCACUUCCCGGUAUGCCGUGAGGAGCUCUCCAACUGCCUGGCACCUGGAAACAGAGAAAACCAAGCAAUCCUGUUCAGGGCCUUGCUGUUUGGUUUCAAGUCGGCACCACUGCUGAUGGGAAGGCUGAGCGCAGCAGUGGGAAGGCUCUGGCAAUCCUUGAUGUCCCCCACGGAGGGCCAGAUGCAAAUCUACGUGGACGACGUGCUGACGUUGAUCAACGGCACGGAUGAUGAGAAGGCCAACCUCAUCGCGUUGGGCCUCUACACGAUGAAGGCCUUCGGAGUGCAGAUUGCCCUGGCGAAAGGUGAAAGAGGGCAGCAGGUGCAGUGGAUUGGAGUGAAGAUGUUGCUGCAAUGGCCGGAAAGCCCACUGGAUGGGUCCAUCACCUACUCGGCGCCGAAGAAGAUGAUAGAGGAGAUCGUGGACACGCUGAGGUCAUGGCAGACCAAGGGCAUGGUCUCACAUCGGGAGCUGAGGAGCACCACGGGCCGCUUGAGCUGGGUCGCCGGAAUAUUGCCCAGACUCAGAUGGGCGGUAUCAGUGCUGUUCGCAGUUCUUCAAGAUGCUGAAGAGGAUGAACGGAUGGGUGCAGAAGAUGAAAGGGCCCAGAAGCGGCAAGACAACAGGCCAAAAUACGGCUUGGUGGCAGUGAAGCGCUUUGGGGCCACGGUGAAGUGGCUGAUCGCCAUCCUCUCGAAGGCAGACAAGUUUGAGAGACCGGUCACCAUGGGCAUCCUUACAGACGCAUCCCCAUUGGGACUGGGAGCAGUCUUGGUGCAUGUAGACACCCUGACAAAGGCAGUCUUCCUUGUGGAAGCGUUCGAGGCAAAGUUCUCCUUGGCUGAGGCGACGUUGCUGGGCGUGGAACACGGGGAGUCGUCCAGUCAGGGCAUCCUGGAGGCGUUGGCAGUGUUCCGAGCAGUGAAACUGUGGCGCACUCGACUCCAAGACCGGGCGGUGUUUGUGCGCAGCGACAGUGUGGUCGCAUUGGCAAUGACAAGAAAAUUGGCAAGCUCGACACCGGCGCUGAACCACCUGGGAGGAGAGCUUGCGAUCGCGCUGGAACAGUUCAACAUCCUGCGCUUGGUGCCACAACACAUCCCGGGAGUGAUGAACCUGGAACCGGACUGGCUGUCCAGACCUCACGACAGAGCCGAAGCCAUGCCCGACAACCUCAAGAAGAUCCGUGUCAAACAGCUCGCACCGGUGACGGCCGAAGAUUUUGCCUUACCACCUCCAGGGGACAAGAUUCACCCAUGGGAGGGAUUGCCGCCACAUAACGUGUCGGUGUUUCACAAUCUUUGA